AUGGCUGUAGAAGAUAAAUACAAUGUUAACAAGAAUUACAACCAUGAAGACCACCUUGAUCUUGAAGAGUACUUCAACCUUUUUGAUCCCUUCUUCAAAGAAAUUGAUUUCUCAACGGACAAAGUUUUUGACGAUCUCCCAAUUAGCUUGGCUGAUGAACCAAUAAUCUCUUGGAAUAACAUUGACUUAGAAGUGCCACAAAAAGAGCUUGAAAGCUGCUUCUCAUCUUCUGCAGAUUAUGGUGACCAGCUUUCCAUGAUCAAUUCUCCGAAGGGACAUGAAAAAGUGAAGCCGCCAAAAGACGUAGAUCAAAAUAAUAUUUGUAGCUUUGCCAUCAAGAAAAAAAGAAGCAAGACUGGUAGCAAAAAGAGAACAAGUUGUUUUGCGUUGAAAAAUGAUUGCAUGAAGAGAAGAUGCUGCAGCCACUGCCAGGCUGAGAAGACACCGCAGUGGAGGGCCGGUCCGAUGGGUCCUAAGUCCCUUUGCAAUGCUUGCGGCGUCCGGUAUAAGUCCGGGAGAUUGGUGCCGGAAUAUCGGCCUGCGGCGAGCCCGAGUUUUGAUAGUUUCAAGCACUCCAAUUUCCACAAGAGGAUAUUGAAAAGGAAGAUGGAUACAUAG
This is a messenger RNA of Ziziphus jujuba (common jujube), 618 nucleotides long. Its product is annotated as GATA transcription factor 4. The coding region runs from base 1 to 618 and encodes 205 amino acids. The record is from RefSeq and is a predicted model, not a curated record. Lineage: Eukaryota; Viridiplantae; Streptophyta; Magnoliopsida; Rosales; Rhamnaceae. The transcript has a single exon. Gene Ontology annotation, biological process: regulation of DNA-templated transcription. Gene Ontology annotation, molecular function: sequence-specific DNA binding; zinc ion binding.